AUGGCAGCGGCGGGGACGGCGGCGACAACGGCAGCGGCGAGACGAGGCGAUGGCGGCACGCGGCGGCGCGCGACGCCGGCGGCCCGGCUGCCCGCGCUUUUGCUGGCGGCGGCGCUGAGCCUGGUCCAGGUUUCAGCCGUAGAAGUCUACACACCAUCGGAACUCUCUGUGGAGAAUGGGACAGAGGCAAAACUGGAAUGCACAUUCACAUCUACAGAGGUGAUCAGCAGUGCAGCUUCUGUGACCUGGAGCUUUCAAGCAGAGGGAGCACCUUCUAUUGUAUCGUUCUUCUAUUAUUCCAAUGGAAAGGCAUAUCCUGGGAAAGAUGUAUUUAAGGACAGAAUCAGCUGGUCUGGAGAUCUUAACAAGAAAGAUGCAUCCAUCAGUAUCGCAAACAUGCGGUUUCAGGACAAUGGCACGUAUGUCUGUGAUGUGAAGAACCCUCCAGAUAUAGUUGUCACUCCAGGAGAAAUCAAACUCAGAGUCGUGGAGAAAGGUAGCGUGCCUGUAUUUCCCCUUGCUCUUGUGGCAGGGGUAGCCAUUAGUGGAGUUCUGGGUUUAGUUUUGCUCAUCGUUCUCAUCGUAUGCAUUGUAUACAGAAAGAAGAAUUCUAAAAAGCAUUACUCUGGCUGCAGUACAUCUGAGAGCUUGGUGUCUCCGGUUAAGCAGGCUCCAAGGAAGUCCCCCUCCGACACAGAGGGUCUGGUAAACAGCGUGCCCAUCCGAUCGCACCAGGGCCCAGUAAUUUAUGCACAGUUAGAUCACUCUGGCGGGCAUUACAGUGACAAGAUCAUCAAGUCAGAGUCUGUGGUCUAUGCUGACAUUCGGAAGAACUGAGGAGAUCCCGACCUACCCAAAGCUAAACAAAAAUUCUAACUGGAAUCGCUUGAAGAAAAUUGACCCAGAGAACUCACAUGUGGCCUUUGAUGCCUAGGCUAGGACCAAUGCAUGUGCAUACAGAGAGAAAGAGAUUAUAUAUGUAUUGUGUGUAAAUAGUCUAUUUAAUCGUACAGAAAUGAGACCAAUGUUGCAUGAUGAAAUAUGGUAAAAAGUCUGCUUAAUGAAUUACCAAUAUUUUUUUUUGUAUCUAGGAUAAGGGGAAGAAAGUGAAAAUUCAUAUUACAUCUUUUAGAUAACUUGUCUUAAUAGUUAUGUGGAAAACUGGAAAUUUCCUGGAUAUUCUAAAUGGGUUUGAUACUUUUGUUUUUACAGGUUCUGUUUC
Messenger RNA from Euleptes europaea (tarantolino), 1222 nucleotides. RefSeq names its product myelin protein zero like 1 (gene MPZL1). The record is from RefSeq and is a predicted model, not a curated record. Gene Ontology annotation, cellular component: membrane; cell surface; focal adhesion. The transcript has 6 exons. Bases 1 to 837 code for a protein of 278 amino acids. NCBI's taxonomy places the organism in Eukaryota, Metazoa, Chordata, Lepidosauria, Squamata, Sphaerodactylidae.